UUGUUUCAGGAAAUGGUACAGUUGUUGCUGUGCAGCUGGAUGUUGCUGAAUAGCAUUUCUAUGAGCUUGCUGUUCAAUCUGUCUGUUGUUCAGAAUGGCAAAGAACCCUAACUUUCAGGAAGUUGGUCAUCUGCCUACAGGCUACGUCCACUGUAGAUCUUCAGACAGCUUUAUUGGCUACCAAUAUCACCAUCCCUCCAAGAUGAGUAACAGCCAUCCGCUUCGUCCUUACACAGCUGUGGGUGAGAUUGACCACGUUCACAUUCUGUCAGAGCAUAUUGGUGCUCUAAUGAAUGGGGAAGAAUAUAGUGAUGUUACCUUUAUUGUAGAAAAGAAACGUUUUCCGGCACACAGAGUGAUCCUGGCUGCUAGGUGCCAUUAUUUCAGAGCAUUAUUGUAUGGCGGAAUGAGAGAAUCUCAGCCUGAAGCAGAAAUUCCUCUUCAGGACACCACUGCAGAAGCAUUUACCAUGCUGUUGAAAUAUAUUUACACUGGUCGUGCUACACUACGAGAUGAGAAAGAGGAGGUUCUCCUAGACUUCCUAAGCCUAGCACAUAAAUAUGGGUUCCCAGAACUGGAAGAUUCCACGUCUGAGUAUCUUUGCACAAUACUUAAUAUUCAGAAUGUCUGUAUGACAUUUGAUGUUGCCAGUCUUUAUUCCCUUCCCAAAUUAACUUGUAUGUGCUGUAUGUUCAUGGAUAGAAAUGCUCAAGAGGUGCUCUCCAGCGAAGGCUUCCUAUCGCUUUCUAAGGAUGCUCUUCUAAGUAUUGUACUGAGGGACUCAUUUGCAGCUCCUGAGAAGGACAUUUUCCAAGCUUUGAUGAAUUGGUGUAAACAUAACCCCAAGGAAAACCAUGCUGAAAUCAUGCAAGCAGUACGUUUGCCACUAAUGAGUCUAACAGAACUACUAAAUGUUGUAAGACCUUCUGGAUUGUUGUCACCUGAUGCCAUCCUAGAUGCCAUUAAGAUUCGUUCUGAGAGUCGGGACAUGGACCUCAACUACAGGGGCAUGUUAAUACCAGGGGAAAAUAUUGCAACAAUGAAGUAUGGAGCGCAGGUUGUAAAAGGGGAGCUGAAGUCUGCUUUAUUAGAUGGGGAUACUCAGAACUAUGACUUGGAUCAUGGCUUCUCUCGGCACCCGAUCGAUGAUGACUGCCGUUCUGGAAUUGAAAUUAAACUAGGCCAGCCAUCAAUAAUCAACCACGUACGAAUACUCCUGUGGGACAGAGAUAGCCGGUCUUAUUCCUACUACAUUGAGGUGUCCAUGGAUGAGUUAGACUGGAUUCGGGUUAUUGAUCACUCUAAAUACCUCUGUCGGUCCUGGCAGAACCUGUAUUUUCCUGCCCGUGUCUGCAGGUAUAUUCGGAUUGUUGGGACCCACAACACAGUGAACAAAGUUUUCCAUAUUGUGGCAUUUGAAUGCAUGUUCACGAACAAAACCUUUACUCUUGAGAAAGGUCUGAUAGUUCCCACUGAAAAUGUUGCAACAAUUGCAGACUGUGCCAGUGUGAUUGAGGGUGUAAGUCGCAGUCGCAAUGCCUUGUUGAAUGGAGACACAAAAAACUAUGAUUGGGAUUCUGGGUACACGUGCCAUCAGCUUGGGAGCGGAGCUAUUGUAGUACAGCUAGCACAGCCCUACAUGAUUGGAUCAAUACGGUUGCUACUUUGGGACUGUGAUGAUAGGAGCUACAGCUACUACAUUGAGGUUUCAACGAAUCAGCAGCAGUGGACUAUGGUGGCUGAUCGCACAAAGAUUUCCUGCAAAUCCUGGCAAACAAUCACUUUUGAUAAACAGCCAGCAUCUUUUAUCAGAAUAGUUGGAACUCACAACACAGCUAAUGAGGUGUUUCACUGUGUGCAUUUUGAGUGCCCAGCACAAAACAGUACCCACAAGGAUGAUAGUAGUAAGGAAGUGGCAACAACAGAGGUGGAGACUGGUGGACAACAGCUUGUUUCUCGCCCUGUUCAAGUUGCAAGCACUAGUUCCCUGCAUUCCUCUCCUGGAUCCACCUCACGUUCACAUGCUCACCAACCGUAAAGGAGAUUGAAAGGGAGCUUUUGCAGCCCUGCUGACAUUGUAUGAAAUUAUUCAGAACCUUCUCGUGCUGGCACCUUUUCUUUCCUUUUUCUCUCUGGACAAAGGGGACCAUGUCUGAAAGCUGGAAAUGCUGAAAUGGAAAAGGCUUUUCCCAAGGACAUGAAGAGACUCCUUCACUCUCCUCAAUUUGUUCAAAUCAGGCUGGUCUCCGAGGGGGGAGAAAAUAAGUCUUCAUUCUUCAUCAAGUACCCUAUUAACACCCUACCUCUCUAAUCUAACUAAGGCAAGGAGAACAGAAGGAAAUAAAAGGCAGAGCUACAGUGGAAAUCUAAAAUGAUUCGAGCAGAAUGGAAGGCGUAUGAAAUAAGUAUUUGUUCCCUGAAGGCUUCCAUUAGCAAAGAAAAUGUUUCUGGAACACAUCAGUCCAGAAUACAUGUUAUUUUUAAAAGUUAUUCUCCAUUCAUAUUCCUUUGUAACUAGUAAUCUGUUUUCUAAAUUGUUUUGAUUCGGUAUUCCGCUUUGUCUCUUAUUUUUGGCUGUAGCAAAUGCUGUGCAGUAGAUUAAGGAAGUAUCAAACGUGUUUACCUGCUGAGAUGCAAAUUCCCUCAUUCAUCAGUGGGAUGACAAGAAAAGCCUUCAUUAUAUCAACAAACUAAUUAAUCUUGACCUUAGUUGACUUUUCAAAGUACAAAAUUGUCAUUUCUUACACUCAAAAAGGAAAUGCCUAAAUUAAGCAUCCCUCUUGAAGAAAAACAUAUUUUGCACUCCUGAAGAUGAUUAUUUAAAUUUUACCUGUGUUUCUAAGAAAACUUGCAACAGAUCAUCAAAAAUGUUUGGUUUAGAAAAGUGGAACUGCAUCUGGUCGCUGACAAGCAGUUGUUCAGAAUACAAAAAGAAGAAUUUGCAGAUACUUUUUUUUUCCAAGAAAAAAAUGUUUUACAGUGUGGAGCUAAAAAUUCAAAGGCUGUGUGUGCUAAACGUUUCUCAUAGUCUUCAUAAAAUAUGAUGCUUUUACCCUGUAUUGUAAAAGAUCUGGCUCUUACUUUGCAAUCACAGAAUUCGUUAUCCAUCUAUGUCUGUCUGGAUUACGUUGCCUGCUACUUCGCUUAUUCUAAGUGUUUCCACACUGAUGAUGAUACAGUCUCUUACUCCAGGUCUACGUGACUCCAUGUUGGUUUUUCAGUAUGGGAUAAAGUGAUUUUGUAUUAAGACAAAUGCUGAUGUAAUUGGCAAAAUUGAUUAGGAGGGUUGUUACUCCUCACAAAGUAUAUUAUAUCGGAAAUGUCAGCUAUCCAGUUUUAUGAACUUGGAAUUUCCUGUGGUGACAAAUAGCCUUGUCAGAAGAAAACAAAGCUAGUGUAGGAUAAAUACGGUUUUCCUUUGCAUAACCAUAGUGAUAAAAUGAGUUAUAUCAACAUAGCAAAUAGUGUGUUAAUUUAUCACACGACUUAAUGUGAAAGAAUUUCCUUGUUGGAUACUGCUUGUGCUAAAACCAGGAAGAAAUAUAACAAGUGCUAGCAAUGAAUCAGUAGAAACUUCGAAGGAGAAAAGCUUCCUUUUUCUUGUUUCAAAUAAAAUUGAUUAGGCUUUAUCAAUAAUAUUACAGUAUUUUUCAUUGCCAAAUUGCGGUUGAGUUCUGACAUUUGCAUACAGCCCCCUCCCUUCCCACUGCUGUCUUUUGACUUGUGAAUGUCUGUCGGGGAAGAUGCAUGCCCAUUGCAUUAUAUAUAGCUUCUAGUAUGUGCCACAGCUGCCUCAGACUGUCUAGAGUUCUGAGGCAGGAUACUGCUCGUGCCGGCCAGCACCUCGUCUGGCGUGCUGAUUACCUUAUGGCUUAACAGCCUUUGGAGCAUGAAAGUAUUGAGACCAGCUACUGGGGACACAACUGUCUUGCUUAAGUAUAGGUCCAAAAAGUUGGAUUUUUUUCUUUUUUGCCUUUGAGAAGUAAAACCAGAAAACUUUUCUAUUCUGGUUGUAAUCCAUGCUGGAACUACUGAGAUGCAUGGAGCAUGUCUUGUCUUUGGUAGAUAAGUCCUUCCAUGUCAGUGGUGGUAUUUCUUUGCAGUUUGAUCAAACAAGUUUGCUUUUCUCAAGCUGUGGAUAAGCAAAGGGCAUAACUUCCUAGCUGUUAGUCUUUAGUAGUCACCAUUGUAGAGAAUGUUUAAAAAAAAAAAAUUAAAAAGUUUGUGCCAGCUUUCUGAGUCUAGGCUCUCAGAGAAAGAACAGCAUUUUCAGUUUGUAAUCUUUGAUGUGCACGAUUAAUUUUUAUGAUACAAAUAAGUCUUGUAGACUAUAACCUAGUGCAAAUCUUUUUGAUCUUGUCCUAUGACUCACUGUUGAACAGAAAUGUCUAUUUAUUUCCCAUGAUAUUCACUCUCUGCCAAGAAUCUGAGUGAACAGAUCUGAGAGAUUCCCAAAGCAAGAACUAUCAGGUCCUAUAGACCCUCCAGUUCCCCACCCCCAAAAAUCAAUCAAAACAAAAACCAACUUUGCAUUGUCCCUUCAUACAGGUGAAUAGAAAUUUUUAGUAUUAGACUGAUUCUCAGUCACACGUGGCCUUUCUCACAGUCUUUAUUUUCUUCUGUUAGAGUUACUCUUAGAACCUGUCUCUGGGGUGAGUCCAAUGUCAUCACAGAGCUCCCAGGCUUUUUAGACAAGCCCUGCCACAACUUCACGUUUUCUAGUGGGAAUCCUUUACCUUUUUAUUCAAAGAAAUAAUGUCGAAAUGUUUAAGGGACCUGAACUCUGCUUGGUCUUCUAACACUACCCGCCAACAAACACCCCUAAUAUCUGUAUUGCUGAGUAUAGGUCUCUGUCUUAAACAUUGUGUCAGCAACGUAUUACUAGUGACAAAGGAAGAUGCCACACAGAACUGAUUUGUGGCUUGGUGUGGAUGUUCUCAUUCUUUCUAAUUAUUUUCUGUAUUUAUUGACUCCCAAUUUCAGAUGUAGUUCUCGUAUAUUCUUCUGACAUAUUUUUUUUCUUUUUUCUUUGUUUUCUUUUUUUCUUUCCUUUCAGUGGAAGUAAGUUGUGCUGUUAUGGCUUAAUGUCAGGGUUUGUCAGAGUGAUGAAAUAUUAUAAUUAUUCAGAACUGUGUUAUCACUUACAUUUUAUUUGCAACAGGGGUAGAGCAGAACUGACCAGGUAUUCAUUGCUUUCUUGUCAGAAACUAUAAAAUAGACCUGUUGUUAAGAUUUCUACAUAAUGGAACUAACUUUAUUGUCACUAUUGAGCCAUUAUUUCUGUUUAGUACUUUAGUAUCUUUAAAUUCCCCAGGCCUCAUUUUCUCAGUUUUUCUUCCAUAGGUUGAAUUCAGACUUAGGCUCAACUCAUAUGGAGCUCAACAAAGCUCUUUCUAAAGACUCUUUAUUUAAUUAACUUAUUCCAAGUGCAUUUAAAAGAUUUUUAUUCACAGAAAUACAGCCAAAUAUCAACUCCUUAAAACUGAUUUAUCCAGGAAAAUUAAUUUCUGAAGUGAGCAAAAAUUGUGCAGCUCUGUUUUCAAGCCAUUGCCAAUCAGCUCUAAGACAAGUUCAGAUGGCAUGUUAAAUGGAAUUACAAUGAGUUGUAAUUAACUUGGAAGUUAAUCCAAGUCUAAUGUAAAAGACAAUACAGAGGAGGAAUCACCAAUUUUGUUAAGAGAAGGAACUGUUCUUCAUUGCAGCUUCCUUCCUUUAGAGCUUCAUUUCUUUCUUUUUCCCCAUGAAAAUCAAUUUUUCUUGUUUGUUAUGACAACUCAUGAAAGAGCUCAGUGCUUCUCAGCAUUGCUGAAAAAUUUGAAUUAAUUUCUCCAUCUUUACUAAUGAUAACAUUAAAUUAGAGAAUUUUCAGUUUAGUGUCUGACUUGAUGAGAGUUGCUUUCCAUGAAAGAAAGCAAAAGAUGUGUAUAAUUGUUCCACUCUAAGUAAAUUAAGUUUUCCAGCCAAAUGCACGCGAGCAUCUACUCAUUAUUCAGCAAUGUUUUGUACAUCUAGCAUCCGUGAGAAAAUUAGAAGACAAAGUUAAUGCCAUUCUUGUCUGAUUGUUGUGUGUCAGUAGUUCUGGUUAUACAGCGAUGCCCACUCAGAGACACUCGGUAAGGAAUUAGAACUUAGAUGUGAUUUCACUGAAAGUAGACAUGCUAUACAUUGCAUUUCUCUAUGAAAGUAUUAAUUGGCUUAUAUUUUGACAGGUGUUAAUAUACUGUCAAAUGGACAAGUGAACACAUUGGUAAUUUUGCUGUUGUGGCUGGAGUAGUCAGCAAA
This is a messenger RNA of Aptenodytes forsteri (emperor penguin), 6282 nucleotides long. RefSeq names its product BTB domain containing 9 (gene BTBD9). The transcript is spliced from 11 exons. Bases 95 to 2038 code for a protein of 647 amino acids. Gene Ontology annotation, biological process: modulation of chemical synaptic transmission; adult locomotory behavior; circadian behavior. NCBI's taxonomy places the organism in Eukaryota, Metazoa, Chordata, Aves, Sphenisciformes, Spheniscidae. Gene Ontology annotation, molecular function: protein binding. The record is from RefSeq and is a predicted model, not a curated record.